Molecule: messenger RNA, 477 nt
Organism: Staurois parvus
Lineage: Eukaryota; Metazoa; Chordata; Amphibia; Anura; Ranidae
Source: the annotation of a GenBank genome assembly
AUGGGCCCCCGUACCGACUCCUCAUGCUGCUGCCAGGCCCGUAAUCUGUCAUGGGCCCCUGUACCGCCUCCCCAUGCUGCUGCCAGGCCCGUAAUCUGUCAUGGGCCCCUGUACCGCCUCCUCAUGCUGCUGCCAGGGUCCAGAGUGUGUCAUGGGUCCCUGUACAGCCUCCCAUUGCUGCUGUCUCUAUCGCCACACUCUGCCAUGUGCCACUUUCAGGUCUCCUCACACUGCUGGUGGUUUCCAUUUUUGUCAUAGGGUGCUGUAUGGCCUCCCAUUGCUGCUGCCUCCACCGCCACACUGUGGCUCCACACUCUGGUUUUGGCCCCGUGACUGCCCAAAUGAGUGAAGUUUGCGGUGAUUCUAAGAUCGACGGCACUCAUCUGCAUGUCAUACUGACUGACAGUAUUAUUUCUUUUCCCCAGCAGACUCCAAGGGCAUUUUAAAUUAAAGGUACAGUGUUCUGCACUAAUAUUA